Gaeumannomyces tritici R3-111a-1 is the source of this 2318-nucleotide messenger RNA. RefSeq names its product oligopeptide transporter 6. The coding region runs from base 1 to 2151 and encodes 716 amino acids. Gene Ontology annotation, molecular function: oligopeptide transmembrane transporter activity. Lineage: Eukaryota; Fungi; Ascomycota; Sordariomycetes; Magnaporthales; Magnaporthaceae. The record is from RefSeq and is a predicted model, not a curated record. Gene Ontology annotation, biological process: transmembrane transport. The transcript has 10 exons.
AUGGCAGUCGCCCCAGCCGAUGGGCCUGAUGCCAUCACCCCUGCUGCCGUCGUAGUCGGCCCGCCGCUACCGCCGCCUGCCUCCGCGGCGGCGGCGGCAGGUGGUGGGGAUGCGCCAAAGAAGAAACCCAGCAUGGACGAGAAGUACACAGACGGCCUCGAGAUCUCGUCCGUCGGGGACCGCGAGUCGACGACCUACGACGAGGCGGACAAGAUCAUCGUGCCCGACGACAGCGACGAGUUCAUCGAUCCCCGCCUCAAGGACUACCCCGUCAAGCUCGUCGCCAAGACCGUCUCGCUGCACAACGACUUUUCCGAGCCGAUCCUCACCUUCCGCUUCUGGGUCCUGUCGACGUUCUGGGUCGUGACGGGAUGCGCCAUCAGCUCCAUGUACUACUUCAAGCCCUAUUCGAGCACCCUGACGAGCUAUGCCAUCCAGCUGCUGUCCUGGGGCAUGGGCGAUGCCAUGCACCGCUGGCUCCCCGACUGGGGGCUGACGCUACGCGGCCAGCGGUACAGCAUCAACCCGGGGCCCUGGAACGCAAAGGAGCACGCCCUCGUUGUUGUUGCGUACUGGGGCAGCUGCUACACCGCCUACGGCCUGGGUCCAUUGUCUGCUCUUGAGACGUACUACGGCAAGAAGAUCAGUGCUGGCUGGGGGAUCGUCUUUCUCCUGAGCACCCAGAUGAUUGGCUAUGGCUUCGCCGGCGUCUUCCGCGAUAUCCUCGUGCGCCCGCCCAAGAUCUACUAUCCCGGCGUCCUGCCCAACGUCGCUCUUUUCAACGCCAGGCACAAAAACCCUUCCGUAACAAAAAAGUCGCUCAAGUUUUUUGCUUACGUCGCCGGCGCCACUUUUGUCUGGCAGUACUUCCCUGGUGUUAUUUUCCCCAUGCUGAGCUCCCUCCCGCUCCUCUGCUACAUGGGCCAUGGGAACUGGCAAAGCUACCCCAUGUACACCCCGCUGUGGUCCAACGCGUCGCAAAUCGCGGGUGCCGUCCUGGCCUGCUGGCUCAUCUACCCCGUCAUGUACUUUUCCAACUCGCUCGGCGCGCUCAACUACCCGCCCAUGUCGUCGGGCACCUUUGACAGCGACGGCAACAAGUACAACAUCAGCCGCAUCCUCACGAGCGACUACACGCUCAACCAGACGGCCCUGGACGCCUACAGCCGCCCGGCCUGGCCCGCCUCGUACGCCAUGUACUUCUUCUGGGGCUUCGCCUGCUCCGCCGGCGCCGUCGUCUACGCCGCGCUCUGGUACGGCCGCGACUCGUGGCGCGCCGUCGCCGACGCCUGGGCCGGCCGCCGCAACGACUACGACGACCCGUACCUCAAGCUCAUGAGCCGCACCCCGCGUGUGCCGCACUGGUGGUACCUCUCGCUCCUGGCCGUCUGCCUGGGCCUGUCGUUUGGCUGCAUCUACGGCGCCGACCUGGGCCUGCCGUGGUGGGGGUUCAUUCUUACUGUUGUCAUGUCUAACCUGAACCUCAUCUCGGACUACAAGUUCGGCUUCUACAUGAAGAUCCCGGAGAAGGAGAUGUUCUGGGGGCGGGUAUACGGCACGCUCCUUGGCCCCUUUGUCAACUACGCCGUCAUGAGGCUCGUCAUCGACCAGAUCGGCGUCGACCUUCUCACCGGCGUCGUCAAGUCCGAAGGGUGGCUGGCACUAAAGACCAAGAACUACUACAGCCUAUCCGUCCUCUGGGGUAUCCUGGGCCCCAAGGUCUUCUUCUCCUCGGAGUCUCCAUACGCCUGGAUCUACUGGGCGUUCCUCCUCGGGCCCGCUCUCGUCGUCUUGGUGUAUAUCGUGCACAUCUUCAAGCCCGAGUGGAAGCUCGAGAAGCGCUGCAACCCCGUCGUCAUCAUGUACGGCGGGACCAUCUUCCCCGUCUACCAGACAACCAACCUCAUGACCUCGGCGCUCCUGAGCUUCUUCUUCAUGGGCUACAUGCUCAGGUACCGCCCAGUCUGGUUCCGCAAGUACAACUACCUGCUCGGCGUCGGCCUGGACUGCGGCACGCAGAUCUGCCAGACCGUCAUCAUGCUGGGCAUCAACCUGCCUCACGCCCAGUUCCCCAACUGGUGGGGCAAUGAUGCCGACCAGGUCGACCGGUGCUUCCCGCCGUCGACCCUUCCCCCGAAUGCUCUGAAUUAGAGGCAAGGAAGGGCUGGGUGGUGGGCUUGGAGACGGUGUGGCUCGGAUUUCAGACGCAUGCAAUCCCAUCAUCUUGACCACGGCGAUAUGCCAAGUUUUGAAUGCAAUAACUCCUUGGCUUUACUUUGGGGGCCACUUUGCUCCUGGCCGCUCUUUUCCGUGAACGU